UCUGCCGGUUUCUGCAGUAAGAUCGGAGCAGCUGGAAGAGGCCUCGCCGGCUGACGAGGAGGAGGACAGGGAGAGAAGCAGAAGGAAGAUCCGGGAGCGAAAACGAAAAGGUCCAGGCCUGGGACUGGCAAAAAGGGUAAAAGAAAGGACAGUGGAGGCUCCACCCACAGUGUUUUGAUGUUACUUUAUUCUUUUUUUUUAUUUUUUGUAAAAUCUUGCUUUCACGAUGCCGUCCAACGCCACCACUACCACCACAUUCAAAAGUUCCGACUUCGAUCAUGACGCAGCUGCAUAUAAAGUGAAUGAAGAGCAACCGCUAGAGAGGGGUCAGGAGGAGAAGCCGACCCACAGCGUACCAGCAAAGAAAGCAGGUCGACCGGGCAGGAAACGCAAGCAACCGCCGGUUGAUAGCUGUGAUACCUCAAAGGAAUGUGUGGUGGGGCCCAAGUGCCAUUCGAGCACAGGGAGCCAGUCCUCGGAGCAGACUCACAACGGAGAUAUGGACAGUAGUCCUGGAGACACCAGCGCCGCCUCUUCCCAGCAGAACAAGGACAAGGGUGUCCCAGAAAACGGUGUCCCCAAAGAGCCUUCCCGUAAGGUGAAUGAGAUGGCUAAAGAGGGGGACAGGAAGGGGGAGCAAGGCGCCUCUCUGGAGAAUGGCUGCUUCACACACUGGGAGAAUCAUGGCUCAGAGAAAGGAGAAGAGGAACAGGUGCCACCCACUCCCCGAAAGAAACGCGGGAGGCAGAAACUGGAGCAUCCUGAGAAAUACACAGAGGAAGAAGAGGAGGCCAGUUAUGAUCCAGUCAAAACAGAGCAGGGAACUCGAGCCAGGCUUCGUGGGGGACUGGGCUGGAAAACCAGCCUACGUCAGAGGCCCAUGCAGAGAAUAACCUUCCAGGCCGGGGACCCUUAUUACAUUAACAAGAGGAAGAGUGAUGAGUGGCUGGCCAAAUGGAAGAUGGAGGCAGAGAAAAGGGCCACACUUGUUGCUGUGAUGAACUCACUGGAGGAAACUGUCGGGAACGAGAGACAGAAGGAGGAGGAGGAGGUGUCCAGCGAGGUCCCCUCCCAGCAGCCCACAGACCCGGUCUCACCCACUGUGGCCACCACCCCCGAGCCCGUCGGAGCAGAGGCCUUGGAGAAAACUGCCUCUAAAUCAAUGGAUGACGAAGCCGAAUACGAGGAUGACCGUGGCUUUGGAAUCGGGGAGCUGAUUUGGGGGAAACUGCGUGGAUUCUCCUGGUGGCCUGGCCGUAUCGUCUCCUGGUGGAUGACCGGGAGGAGCAGAGCUGCUGAAGGAACCAGAUGGGUCAUGUGGUUCGGUGACGGCAAAUUUUCUGUGGUCUGUGUGGAGAAGCUGAUGCCUUUGAGUUCAUUUUCAAAUGCCUUUCACCAGCCAACCUAUAGCAAACAGCCCAUGUACAAGAAAGCAAUUUACGAGGUCCUCCAGGUGGCAAGCAGCAGAGCAGGUAAAAUCUUCCCAGCAUGCCCUGACAAUGACGAGACUGACACUUCCAAAACAGUGGACUUUCAGAACAAGCAGAUGAUCGAAUGGGCUAUGGGGGGAUUCCAGCCCUUGGGUCCAAAGGGUCUGGAGCCACCAGAAGACGAGCGCAAUCCCUACAAAGAAGUUUACACUGAGAUGUGGGAGGAGCCUGAAGCAGCGGCCUAUACACCCCCUCCACCAGCUAAAAAACCAAGAAAAAGCACAGAGAAACCCAAGAUCAAGGAGAUCAUAGAUGAGGGAACCCGAGAGAGACUUGUUUAUGAAGUGAGGCAAAAAUGCAGGAACAUCGAAGAUAUCUGCAUUUCCUGUGGAAGUCUGAAUGUUUCCAUUGGACAUCCCCUCUUCAUGGGAGGCAUGUGCCAAAACUGUAAGAAUUGUUUCCUGGAAUGUGCCUAUCAGUAUGACGAUGAUGGUUACCAGUCAUACUGCACCAUCUGCUGUGGGGGUCGAGAGGUGCUCAUGUGUGGAAACAAUAAUUGCUGUCGGUGCUUCUGCGUGGAGUGCGUGGAUCUUCUUGUCGGACCAGGCGCGGCGCAGGCUGCUAUCAAAGAGGACCCCUGGAACUGCUACAUGUGUGGCCACAAGGGCAUCUACGGGCUGCUGAAGCGAAGGGAAGACUGGCCCACCCGGCUCCAGCACUUCUUUGCCAAUAACCAUGACCAAGAUUUUGAAGCACCAAAGCUUUACCCUCCCGUCCUAGCUGAGAAGAGGAAACCUAUUCGCGUCUUGUCGCUGUUUGAUGGCAUUGCGACAGGUCUGCUGGUGCUAAAGGACCUUGGGAUUCAGGUGGAACGGUACAUUGCCUCUGAGGUGUGUGAGGACUCAAUCACUGUGGGGAUCGUCCGACACCAGGGCAGGAUCAUGUAUGUCGGGGAUGUGAGAAAUGUCACACGCAGACAUCUACAUGAAUGGGGCCCCUUCGACUUGGUUAUUGGAGGAAGCCCAUGCAACGACCUUUCCAUCGUCAACCCUGCAAGGAAGGGUCUCUUUGAGGGGACAGGCCGUCUGUUCUUCGAGUUCUACCGCCUUCUCCACGAAGCGAGACCCAAGGAGGGCGACAACAGGCCUUUCUUCUGGCUCUUCGAGAAUGUGGUGGCGAUGGGCGUCAGCGACAAGAGAGACAUCUCCCGCUUCCUCGAGUGUAACCCGGUGAUGAUUGAUGCCAAGGAGGUGUCAGCCGCCCACCGAGCCCGCUACUUCUGGGGUAACCUUCCUGGUAUGAACAGGUUGGUGAGAGAACGACCGUUGGUGGCGAUGAUCAAUGACAAGCUGGACCUGCAAGACUGUCUGGAACAUGGGAGAACAGCCAAGUUCGGCAAAGUGAGAACCAUCACCACUAGGUCGAAUUCUAUCAAGCAGGGCAAAGACCAGCACUUCCCAGUCUACAUGAACGAGAAGGAGGACAUUCUGUGGUGCACUGAAAUGGAGAGGGUGUUUGGAUUCCCUGUCCAUUACACAGAUGUCUCCAACAUGAGCCGCCUUGCCAGACAGAGACUUCUGGGAAGAUCCUGGAGUGUCCCAGUCAUCCGUCACCUGUUUGCACCACUGAAAGAGUACUUCGCAUGUGUUUAGAACUCGACACACUUGCGGAAAAACAAAAGAACUUAAAAAUACACAAGAACUGAUAUUUAACAAGAAAUAACAUUUUACUCCGGUGAUUUACAAGAAAAAAAAAAUACAUUUAAAGUAGAUGUUUCAAAUAAUUUCUUGUAUUUUUAAUGUCAUUCUUUUAUCCUAUUUAAUUGUUUUGUUGUUUUUAAAAUGUCAUUUUAAUUUUUAGCUAUAUUAUCCAGUGAAUAUUUUGUGUUGAUUUUAUGUGUGCAAGCUGUACUUCAGAAAAGGCUUUUCUCUGUUCUUUUACAGCCCUGAGAGACAAUAUGUUAGAAGAUAGGAUUGAGUACUGAAACAGAAUAUGAAUGGUUUCCGUAAAAUUAUUACAUAUAAAGAUAUACAGUUUGAUAUGUGUACCAUAAAACUUAAAUUAAAUGCCUCUGGCGUUUAUUUACAAUAUUUGCCAGCAGACCCGGCGCGUAUUGGAGACCGGCGAUUAUUUGAGACUGGCGUUUAUAUUAGAUCAGUAGCUUCACAUGCUUCAUGCGGUCAUUGAGAAGCCGCUAACACACAACCUUGUAGCAACAUCAUAACUCAAUUGAAACAUUCCAGCAACUUUUUUAAAAGGUUGUGUGUCAUUGGGAACUAAGUAACAGUUUUGUUUUAUAACAAAAUUACGUUGUAUUGUUACACCCUCAUGUAUAAAGCGAAAGUGUUAAUUAAGUCAGUUAAAGCCACUAAAAGACAGCCCUGUAGAUAUCAGAACACAGGUGUGUAGGCUAUGCUUACUGCAUAAUAAUAAUAAUAAUAAUAAUAAUAAUAAUACAAACUUCUAAAAUGUUUUUAAAAAUGAAAAAUAAACUCAAUAAGUAUCAUUAUCAAAAAUAAUUUAUUGUUUAAUCUCAAACUUGUACAUUGUUAAUACAACAAAACACGUUAAAAUACACCGAGAGGUUUGUAUCUGGCCUACUUUCAGCACACUUAAAAUUAUCAAAACUUUUAAUAACAUAAUAACUGCAUUAAACAAAUAUGCAUUACAUGUAGGCCUACCUUAAAUUACGUUUUCUAUUUAUUAUUAUUAUUAUUAUUAUUAUUAUUAUUUAUUAAUCCUUUCAUCAUUCACUGGGUUUCCAUGCGGGUCAAUUUACACGUGAAAUUGCGAUGCGCGUGCACGUUUGGGAGAAUUACUCGGGUAAAAAGAGAGGGUAAAUCUCAUUUACUCGUGUAAAUGACAAAACACACGGGAAAACCACACCCAGUUUUGCAUGGAAACCUGCAUUUCACGUGUGAAUGUUAAUGAGCAUGUUUAUCCUUGACUAUAAAUAUUGCAAGGGAUCAGGUCAGUUGUUGCUGUGGAUUCCAAGAAGGCAGAAAGUAGUGGCUGAUGGGUGAUUUUAUGGUUAGCAGUGAGUAGUUCACCUUCAUGCUAAUGCGGGCGGCCUUUUUUCUAUUAUUGUUUUUUGCUGUGUCUGGACUGCCAUGUUGUAUAUCUCUUGUGGGUUUACAGUUCUGUAUAAAACCACUUACCAUGAACUGAGUUAUGCAUUUGUUAUAGUAUUAAAGUAGCUGUUUGAGAAUACCCUUGCUGUAAAAACUACACUAAAAUUAAACACGAAGAGGAAGUGAGCUGCUUAACUGAAUUAAUUCCCAUCCUUUUUUUGAUCCCAGCUAUGUCCAAAGACAACGCACGUCUGCCCUCCACGUUAAUAAAUAUAGUUUGUGAACUGGAUGUCAUAAGCCAGCUCGAUCGCCCAAAACAGCGCAACAACAUCCAAGUUGUUGGUGCCCUCUCAGAACUGACCAAAUAAAAUUGCAAAUGAACAUAUUGUGUUUUAUUUGUUUGCAUCAUUAAUAUUUAACACAGCAGUAAAUCCAACACAACUUAAAAGAAAGGAGAGCAUGAGCCUCCUCAAAUCGUGGCUGUCCAAUUGAAACUGGUGGCUGUAACCUUCACAGUUGCCAAGUCCGCAUAUAAUACAUUUUUAGAGUCGCAGGUUGAAAUUUGCACACCCAUACUCAACAUGGGUUGCGCUUCUUGUGAAAGGCUGCCGCUUUUUUUCUCAUAUGUCUGCAAUACCUGUGUUGGUCAGAUUCAUUUUAUACCUCCGAGUUAAUUUUUAAUUAAUGAGUCGUCAGAUAAAUUAGUUGAAACCAGAUUCAAUACUAAUGACAAGCCAACCCACCUGACAUUUGAAAAACAAUUUGGUCAAGAGCAGUAAAACACAUUAUUAACCAAGCAAGCACAGGGUAUUUUGCUUUAUUACAGCAGCUUAGAUUCACUCGUGUACCAGUUAUCUGCACAUGGAGACCACAUUUUCACAAAAUGUCACUAGUAAUCUUCAAAAACAGCACAAGUACUUUACGCAUAGCUAAUUUACACAUCAACCCCCACCUUUCCCAUUCAUUUGCAUGACGUCGGGUGAAAAGCCCAGUUUACUCGAGUAAAAUAAACUGAGCGAAUGGAAACCCAAAAAAGCAUUUUACACGAGACAUUUUUCUCGUGUAAAUGUCUCGAGUUAAAAAAAAACUUGCAUGGAAACCCCAUGACUGUCAUCGCUGUCACUUAUUAUCAGUUCAUUACGCUCAAGCUCCUUAUCUUCCUCAUCUUCAAUGGCAAUGACAGAGACCCAGCGUUUAUUUACAAUUUACCAGCAGACCUGGCGCGUAUCGGAGACAGGCGAUUAUUUGAGACCCGGCAAUUAUUUGAAGUUUUAUGGUAUAUAUAAAUAUGUGUGUUAAUUUUGUAAUCAUUUUUAGCCUGGUUUUGAUGAACAGGAGCACAAGCCAGGGAACUGUAACAAUAAGCCCAAGCAUACACUUCCAGGUGCUGAGCCUUACUUUACCAGCACCAUUACUGGUAACCAAUUGCAAGCAUACACAUUUACAGUAUUUUUUUAGGGAUCUAUCUUUAGGAAACCUUGAAAAAAAAACAGAUCACAAACCACUUACCUCUCGUUUACAGUUCUUAUACAAAACCUAAAGGUACUACUUUACAAUAGUGACUUUAUAAUGGUGCUUUUAAAUAAACAGAUGAUUAAAAACAUUAGCUUCCACGUGGCCUUACAAACUAACAGGGUUGUGACUGCUGUGUAAAAAUAUUGCAAUAAUUUGCAAAAAAAAGUUGUAUAGAAGAAGAAAAAAAAUUGCAAAGUGAUCUGCCAUCAUUUUUUUUUUUUUUUUCUAACAACAUUUUUAUAUCGAACAUACUGGUGCUUUUCACUAUUUUGGCCUUGUAAACUCAGCCCUCAAUGCCUGUGGUUACACAAACAAUACAAACCCAGCCACCUGUGUAGCCGUGUUUUUAGUCAUCUUGAAUUUCAGAUCACAGGCUGCAGUGAACUACUGUUUUGUUUUACUGAGACUGGUAUCAUUUGUACUGUACAUCUCUUUGGGGGUGUGGGAGCUGAAGGAGGCAGACAUUCCCGGCACCCCCUGCCCACUCAAACUAUAUUCAAUCAGGUGCAUACAACAACAACAUGGUGCAGCUUUCAUUGCAGUUCUGCUUUUUUAUAAGAAUUGUUUUUGCUUUUUUUCCACAUUAUUUAGCUUGUUUAUAUAUGUAUAUUUUUCUUUCUGAUUCCAGCUUUAUUUUGUUUGUUUAUGAUGUGUCUGACCCUCUCACUUCACCAUGCUAGGGCUGCGCCAACUGAUGUGAAAGAGAUGGGGAAAACACUGAUUAUUUUUGUAAUUUGCUGAUUUUGAAAUGUACUGUCUGGUGGGGGAUAAGUGGGACAUUUUUAACAAAUAUAUCGAACAUCUACAGUAUGUUGCUUAAAAAAAGAUUCUCUAUUGUUUCCAUGUCUUGUUCUUUUUUUUUUUUUUUUUUUUUUUUAAAGAUUUUGGACAAAUUCUAACUCUGUCACUCUGAGGAUAGGCCAAAUACAGACCAAAUGAAAUGUGCAGUCGUGGGACAGCAACAGGAGAAAGGAACUACCAGGCUAAUAUAGUAUCUAGCAUCUAGUAGAAGACCUGUGAUAAGACACAUAAGCUUUAAUUGUAAUAAUCUAAACACUCUGGAAUGUAUGAACCAGCCAAUUAUUCGAAGGUAAUAGAAAACAAUGUGAAAUCAGUACACUGGAUUUGUCAUAUAGUCAGCCUUGGAUGUAACAGUGCUGGCUCCUUUCCCUGUUUGCCCUACACCCAUUAUACAGAUAUCCAUUUUUUGCAGAGUGUGUUUGUUAUGUCUUUCUACAUUAGCUAUAAGAUGUACAAACAUGAUUCUUUACUAAUAUCUAUAUAAUGAAAUUAGUAAAGCUGAGAUUUAAAAAAACAGACAUGAAUUUGCAUCCGAAUAAGCUAUGAAGCAGCGGACUGGGGGAGAAUUUCCAACCCGCCUUUUAUAUUUAUGAAUUGUUUUUUUUUGUUUGGAUUUAACAGUGGCUUGUGAUGGUUUGUCAGGUGAUCUUAACAAUAACUUGUUGACAGCUUUAAGAAGGAGAAACUGAGCUUUAUCGCACAGCCCUAGAUUCAGUGUUUUAUUUUUCUUUUUUAAGAGUUAAAAGAGUGACUGUAGGUGUUUCAUAAGGUGCUAAACAUUUUAUCUAAAUGAAAAAAUAUAUAUUGUUAGGAGCAAAUCAACUUGUCUUGACAAUGACUGUUUUUAAGUUCUCGUAGUUAAGGAAAAGAAAAAGCACUAUUAUUUUACUCUUAUACAAAUAUAUUAGCAAAGGCAUUUUAACUUUGUACUUGAAAAAAAUACAGAUUCAUGUGUUUAGUCUAGGCAUUGCUGUAGUUGGUGCUUAUCUGUGGGAAAAUCAUGUAUUCAUAUUAAAGAUUUAAAGGAAAUUAGAAAACAUUUGGUAAUAACCUUUACUGUUACGUAUGUACUUGCUUGAUCCCUGGCGGCCGUGCUUUUUUUAACCCACAUUCCAUGCAGCAAAAAAAAAAAAAAAAAAAGCAGUGUUUCUUAUAAUGUUUGUUUUAGAUUCCAUUUCAUUUGACUGCCAUUUUUAACGUUGCUUAUAUAUUUAUUGACAACAAUAAUGUACAUUUCACAGUUCUGAGACUUUACAGGUCAAUUUCUCUAUUUCCCUCUGUAAUGCUAUUGUACUUCUGUGUAACUAUUGCUCGUGACAUAGCUGUUUAUGGAUUAUACUCUUCUAAAGGUCAGUGCGUACAGCCAAGGUAGCAGUCAGAAUCAGUCCGCCUUCAUCCCAUUUUUUUCAGUGCCCAAAAAGAAGAAAAGGCUCCUUUCUUAUGUACUUGUGCUGGAGAACACUUGAAUAAAUGUAAUGUUUUUUGUGCAAAAA
Acipenser ruthenus (sterlet) is the source of this 8310-nucleotide messenger RNA. RefSeq names its product DNA (cytosine-5)-methyltransferase 3A-like. Gene Ontology annotation, molecular function: methyltransferase activity. NCBI's taxonomy places the organism in Eukaryota, Metazoa, Chordata, Actinopteri, Acipenseriformes, Acipenseridae. Gene Ontology annotation, biological process: negative regulation of DNA-templated transcription. The record is from RefSeq and is a predicted model, not a curated record. Bases 227 to 3082 code for a protein of 951 amino acids. Gene Ontology annotation, cellular component: nucleus; cytoplasm. The transcript has 23 exons.